Molecule: messenger RNA, 1284 nt
Organism: Ascoidea rubescens DSM 1968
Lineage: Eukaryota; Fungi; Ascomycota; Saccharomycetes; Ascoideales; Ascoideaceae
Exons: 2
Coding region: 1-1284 (427 amino acids)
Molecular function (GO): protein binding
Source: RefSeq, a predicted model, not a curated record
AUGAUAUUUGACUGGGCCACGCCGGAGAGUGCUGCGACUGAUGCUGAUCGUUUUGUUACCCAAGCUGAAGCAUUAUUGUUUCACAAUUCUUCAUCUGUAUCGCAAUUCUUCAGGCUGUUUAUAUUAGAUCAGUUUGAUGCAAUUGCUUUCAUCAACAAAAAUAAUUUAAAUCUCUCCAACAGCAGCAAUAAUGUUAAUGAUCAAGAUCAACUGAAUAAUCAAUUACCAACUGAAACACAAAAUGAUAUUAAAAAUGAAGAUCAGAAUGAGGAUGAUAUCAAAAUUCUAAAUUUAAAUAAAAUAAAAACAAUAUCCAGUGAUCAAUUCGAUUUGGUAAUAGAUUAUUACUUAAACGCUGCAAAUCUUUAUUACUCAAUUGAAAGCCAUUUAUUAUCCGCUAUUAAUUUCGAAAAAAUUGCAAUUUUGCUAUCUAACAUCAACCUCAUCAUUUCUAAUAAUAAUACUAACAACCAAACUUUACAUUAUUUAGAUAAUUUAGAUUUAAAUCUACAAAUCCUAUCUCAUCUUCAAAAUGCUUUAAACUCUUAUAAUUUAUCAAACGCCUAUCCAGACUCAAUAAGAACUCUAAAAAAAAUCAUCAAAAUUUAUCAAUCUUUCAAUCACAACCUUAAUCAGAAAAAUAAUAAAAAUCUAUUCAAUAAAAAUACAAAUCUAAUAGCAGGCUAUAAUUAUCAAAUAGCUCAACUCUACCACUUGAAUCUAAAAUCUUAUCAAUUAGCAAUCUCUUAUUACACCAUCUCUCUAGACAUUUACCUAAAUUUAUUCAAUUCAACUUCAAAUUUCAAUCAAACUUCUAAAAUUAUCUCAUCUUAUGAUAAUAUUUCCUCCUCCUACAUCAAUUUAAACGACUUUUUAAACUCCGCAAUCAACUACAAAAAAUUAAUCAUCUUCUUGACAAACAAUUUCAACUCCUUUCAAUUGAAAAACACUCACUCCAAUCAAUUAAACUUAUCGGUUUACUUUCUUAAAACCUCUUUAUCCUUUCUAGCAUCUGAUGACUUGGUCGAAUCAAAAAAGUUAUUAAACCAAUUUUGCCACUUUAACCCAGACUUUUUAACCUCAAUCGAAUUCAAACUAAUUAAUGAUAUUUUCAUAUCAAUAAAUUUAAAUGACUUGAACUACUACUUAAAUUCUCUACACUCUUUCAACAAUUCUGUCUCAACUAAAAAUUAUUUAAAUGACAAAUUGUUUCUAAAAAUUCUAUUGAAAAUCAAAUCUCUAAUUACCACUGAUAAUUUAUCAGAUGAUGAAAAUAUUUUAUAA